This is a messenger RNA of Lottia gigantea (owl limpet), 1248 nucleotides long. RefSeq lists its product as hypothetical. The record is from RefSeq and is a predicted model, not a curated record. The transcript has a single exon. NCBI's taxonomy places the organism in Eukaryota, Metazoa, Mollusca, Gastropoda, Lottiidae. Bases 1 to 1248 code for a protein of 415 amino acids.
AUGAAUGACACUGUAUGGAAAUUAGACUAUAUCACUGGCGCCGAGGGAAGACAAACAAAGCAAGGGGAACAACACCUAACCAGUCUGCAGCCACACAGUAACCAGCAAGUAUCUCAUUCAAUAACAUCGCAACAAAGAAAAUCAACAUUUGAACACGUACCAGAGAAACAUCUGCAUUUGAGAGAGACUUCUGAAUCUGAACAACGUGACAAUCAAAAUUAUACUCGUCCACCAACUACAAAACAAGAACAGCUUAUUUCUAGGUAUCAACUUGCGAAACAGCAUACAAUGCAUUUGCACAGCACCUCCAACAUGUUUGUUAAUUAUUCUAACCACAAACCAAGUUCGAUUGGUGGCCACUUUAAUAAGCCACUUACAUUCAUUUCAAAUGAUCAACCCAAACAACCUCAACUGUCUUCUUCACGUCAAAUCAAACUACCAGCCAAAGAAUGUUUAAAUAGAGAAGUUACCAUUCACUCGGCACGGAGUAGACAGUUCGAUCGCCAUACGAUCAGUUUACUACAGCGUUCAACUAUCGAUAGUAACUACCGCUACUCGGUUCAUUCACAGCCAUGGAAUAUUAUUCUAUAUAACAGAACGAAUCGUGCUAGUGGACAAACACACGGUAGUUUGUCUUCGGUGCCAGAGGAAAUGGGGAAAAUUGAAUCACGGAAUUUAUUAACGGAUAAAGACGGCGAUCACACACGGAUCCAUGGUGAUAUCUCAAACAAAAAAUUCCAAAGUGGUUUUAAUAUAAUUCAUGAAGGAAAAUCGCAACCUGUGGUAUUAAAUGGAAAUUAUAAAAAUGGAAAUUAUGAUAAACAUAAUAAUUCAACUAAGGAGAAAACUAAAACUAAAAAGUUAUUGACUAGUCGAUCCCCAAGGACGGGUAUAGAUCAUCAUCAAGCUAUUAUGUACGCUCAGAUAAAAGACACAAGCUUUUAUGACAAUGAUUUUAGGCACAGAUCUAUGAGUGAAUCACAGGCACAGUUACGUAAAAAAGUGUUAGAAAGACGCUUAAGGAUGAGUGGCGCUUUGGAUGGAAAUGAGGACGCUCCACAUCGUGUCACCUGGGCUGAUAAUCUAGGCAGCAGCCUUACAUGCGAUUCCAGAAGAAGGUCUUUUUCACAAGGAUCAACUGGAUUACCGAAUAAACCCAUUUUAAAAAAGAUGCCCCAUAAUGACUCGGACUCGCCAUCUGAAGCGAACAGUCAGUCAGUGUUGCCCGUCGAUACAAGAUAUUUGUGA